Messenger RNA from Equus caballus (horse), 4928 nucleotides. RefSeq names its product C2 calcium dependent domain containing 5 (gene C2CD5). Gene Ontology annotation, biological process: positive regulation of protein targeting to membrane; positive regulation of D-glucose transmembrane transport; protein localization to plasma membrane. The record is from RefSeq and is a predicted model, not a curated record. NCBI's taxonomy places the organism in Eukaryota, Metazoa, Chordata, Mammalia, Perissodactyla, Equidae. Gene Ontology annotation, molecular function: calcium ion binding; calcium-dependent phospholipid binding. Gene Ontology annotation, cellular component: plasma membrane.
CGCGUCGCUGGCGGGUGGCGUGGCAGCGGCCCGCGGAGAAAUCACUGAGCCACACCAGCGCCUGGUCCCGGAGGACGGAGCACGUUUUCUGCAGGGCAGCAGGAGACUAAGCUACAGCCCCGACUCGGUGGAUGAUGCAGGGCUCGACCCAUUUCCCUGUCCUCCAGCUUCCUCGAAGUCCGCCCCUCCCCCUAGCUCUUUUCUCCGCGCAUUUCAUUUCUCCCCCGCGAAGGGGGCCGAGCGCCGAAUGAUCGAUGCUUCCUCCACGCCCCGAGAGCCGCCAUCUUGGGGGGAGGAGAAACACUUGUCUGGGCGGCAGACGCUGAACGGGAUGUUGACUGGCUUUUGCUUCUCUUGCCAGCAUUGUGGGACCGGGGCAGAAGAAUCCACCAGGGCCACUCGUCCGGCUGCCUCUCCGGAAUGAGGCCUCGGCUCCCGCGCCGGACGUCCCCCUUCCUCCUCCGAGGGAGCCCAAGGAGAGGCCAAAGCCGAGACGAUGCCCGGGAAGCUGAAGGUGAAAAUCGUGGCCGGGCGCCAUUUGCCCGUGAUGGACCGAGCUAGUGACCUGACUGAUGCCUUCGUGGAGGUAAAAUUUGGUAAUACCACCUUUAAAACAGACGUGUAUCCGAAAUCCCUCAACCCUCAGUGGAACUCUGAAUGGUUUAAAUUUGAGGUGGAUGAUGAAGAUUUACAGGACGAACCUCUACAGAUCACAGUUCUUGACCAUGAUACCUACAGUGCGAAUGAUGCCAUUGGUAAAGUCUACAUUGAUAUCGAUCCUUUACUCUACAGUGAAGCUGCAACUGUCAUCUCGGGAUGGUUUCCAAUUUAUGACACCAUACAUGGUAUCCGUGGAGAAAUCAAUGUAGUUGUCAAAGUAGACCUCUUUAAUGAUUUAAAUCGAUUUAGGCAGUCGUCCUGUGGAGUCAAAUUCUUUUGCACAACAUCUAUUCCAAAGUGCUAUAGAGCUGUGAUAAUUCAUGGGUUUGUAGAAGAACUUGUAGUCAAUGAAGACCCGGAAUAUCAAUGGAUUGAUCGAAUUCGUACACCAAGGGCGUCAAAUGAGGCCAGACAGAGACUCAUUUCUUUAAUGUCAGGUGAACUGCAGAGGAAGAUUGGCUUGAAAGUGCUUGAAAUGAGAGGAAAUGCGGUUGUUGGGUACUUACAGUGUUUUGAUCUGGAAGGCGAAUCUGGGUUAGUGGUACGAGCCAUAGGAACAGCGUGUACACUGGAUAAAUUAAGUAGCCCAGCAGCGUUUCUUCCUGCAUGUAAUUCCCCAUCCAAAGAAAUGAAGGAGAUUCCCUUCAAUGAAGAUCCCAAUCCCAAUACUCACUCAUCAGGACCCUCAACCCCUCUGAAAAACCAAACCUAUUCCUUUUCACCUUCCAAGUCCUACAGUCGACAGUCCUCUUCUUCUGACACAGAUUUGAGUUUGACACCCAAAACUGGAAUGGGAAGUGGUAGUGCUGGAAAAGAAGGGGGGCCAUUUAAAGCCCUUUUAAGACAACAGACCCAGUCAGCAUUGGAACAGAGGGGAGGAUCACCUCAUAGGUUCUGUAGAAGGCGGGAAUUUCCAUUUUUUACCUUGACGGCGUUUCCCCCUGGAUUUCUCGUGCACGUUGGGGGCGUUGUUAGUGCACGCUCUGUGAAGCUUUUGGAUCGUAUCCACAAUCCUGCCUUUGUCGGAAUUAUGGGUAACACAAGAUCUUACAAACUGCUAGACUGGAAUAGUUUCAAUUCAGAUGAACCAGAAACUCGAGAUGCGUGGUGGGCAGAAAUCAGACAAGAAAUAAAGUCACAUGCUAAAGCUUUAGGCUGUCAUGCUGUAGUGGGCUACAGUGAAUCAACUAGCAUCUGUGAAGAGGUCUGUAUUUUGUCUGCGUCCGGCACGGCGGCGGUCCUGAACCCUAGAUUCCUGCAGGACGGCACCGUGGAGGGCUGUUUGGAACAGAGGCUAGAAGAAAAUUUGCCUGCAGGCUGUGGAUUUUGCCAUAUCCCAUAUGAUGAACUGAACAUGCCAUUUCCAGCUCAUCUCACAUAUUGCUAUAACUGCAGGAAACAAAAAGUUCCUGAUGUUCUCUUUACAACUAUAGACCUUCCGACAGAUGCAACAGUUAUUGGAAAAGGUUGUCUUAUUCAAGCAAGAUUGUGUCGCUUAAAAAAGAAAGCACAGGCAGAAGCAAAUGCCACAGCUAUCAGUAAUCUGUUGCCAUUUAUGGAAUAUGAAGUGCAUACUCAGCUAAUGAAUAAACUAAAACUCAAAGGAAUGAACGCUUUAUUUGGACUGAGAAUUCAGAUCACAGUGGGUGAAAAUAUGUUGAUGGGCUUAGCGUCGGCUACAGGUGUCUAUUUAGCAGCUUUACCAACUCCUGGUGGUAUUCAGAUUGCUGGGAAGACUCCUAAUGAUGGUUCAUAUGAACAGCAUAUAUCUCAUAUGCAAAAGAAGAUAAAUGACACGAUUGCUAAGAAUAAAGAGUUAUAUGAAAUCAAUCCUCCGGAGAUAUCUGAAGAGAUUAUAGGAUCACCCAUCCCAGAACCUAGACAACGCUCAAGACUUUUAAGAUCUCAAUCAGAAAGCUCUGAUGAAGUUACGGAAUUGGACCUUUCACAUGGGAAAAAAGAUGCUUUUGUUUUGGAGAUUGAUGACACAGAUGCUAUGGAAGAUGUACAUUCUCUGCUCACUGACGUUCCUCCUCCUUCAGGCUUUUAUAGUUGUAAUACAGAAAUUAUGCCUGGUAUAAAUAAUUGGACAUCUGAAAUACAGAUGUUCACAUCAGUAAGAGUAAUCCGGUUAAGCAGCCUUAACCUGACUAAUCAUGCCCUCAAUAAGAACUUUAAUGACCUCUGUGAAAAUUUGCUCAAGAGCCUGUAUUUUAAACUACGGUCGAUGAUCCCCUGCUGCCUUUGCCAUGUAAAUUUUACAGUAUCCCUGCCUGAAGAUGAGUUAAUUCAGGUUACGGUCACAGCAGUUGCAAUAACUUUUGACAAAAAUCAGGCUUUACAGACCACUAAAGCACAUGUUGAGAAGUCACUGCAAAGAGCCUCUACAGAUAAUGAAGAACUUCUGCAGUUUCCACUGGAACUCUGUUCAGAUUCACUUCCUUCUCAUCCUUUUCCACCAGCUAAAGAACACCUGGAGAGUGCAAGUUCUAACUCAGGUAUACCAGCUGCACAGAGAGCAACGUCAGUUGAUUACAGUUCCUUUGCAGACAGAUGCAGCAGCUGGAUAGAGCUCAUUAAACUGAAAGCUCAGACCAUAAGGCGCGGAUCAAUUAAGACAACUGUGACAGUUGAAAAAACAAGUCCAAUGGGUGAAGGAAAUUUCCGGAAUCGUUCUGCCGCACCUUGUGCAAAUUCUACAGUUGGGGUGGUUAAGAUGACACCUCUUUCUUUCAUUCCGGGAGCAAAAAUAACUAAAUAUCUUGGGAUAAUCAACAUGUUUUUUAUUCGGGAAACCACUUCUCUUCGUGAGGAGGGAGGAGUCAGUGGGUUUCUCCAUGCUUUCAUUGCUGAAGUGUUUGCAAUGGUGCGAGCUCAUGUCGCUGCGUUAGGAGGGAAUGCUGUUGUCUCCUACAUAAUGAAGCAGUGUGUCUUCAUGGAGAAUCCAAAUAAAAACCAGGCACAGUGUCUGAUAAACGUAAGUGGUGAUGCAGUGGUCUUUGCUCGUGAAUCUGAGUUAGAAGUGGUGUCAACGCAGCAGCCCGCUGCCAACUGCCAGCCAGCGUGUACCGGAGGAGAAGUUACGACCUGAAGAAAAUGAGAAAGAGCUCAGCUAAAUGAAAUCCAUCUGUCUCCAUGGUUUUGUCAUUAAUUUUCUUACUAGAAAAAUGAGCUUUAUUGGAGAUAAUUAAGAAAGAAUUAUGGGUGGAUUUGAUUUGUCUGGAAUCUCUUGGAGGCAUAGAAUUUUCGAAUCUUGAUGUUUUCUUUGCCAAGCCUAGACAGUCAGGCCCCAUGGAAUCUCGACCCUGCAAUAAGGUCAGAUAAAUUUCUCAGAGAACCAUAGCAAAGAUGGAAGCUAUUUGUAAUUUAUGUUGAUUUUAAUAACAUCCUAAUUUAAAAGAUGAAAUGGUAAGAUUAUCAGCAAAUUAGGAUAGCUACCCUAGUGUAAUUUAGACAAACCAAGCAAGAAAUUCACAAAUUGUUAAUAAAUAAAUAAUCUGAUUUGAGGAAUGUGUGGGGAAAAUGGAGAAAAGUUUUCAGAAGAGUAUGUGGGUUUUCAAACGUGUUUUCUUUUGAUGAGGAAUUUGGUAACAACUGGAAGGGAAAGUGGUUCAGGAAAAGAAGUGAAAAUUCUGCAGUUUAUAUCUGUAAUAUGUCCUAACUACUGUAAACGGAAAAGUAAUUUAUCAGAGCCAGUGUCCCUCUGUUCAAAGUUUUAAUAAUGUCUCUAAGGAGGCAAGAAAAAAAUUACCGUGUAACUUUGUUACUGGCCAAACUUCAGUUAGUGUUUCAUUGUCUAGAAGAGGCUUGACUUCAGCUGGGAAGAAAAGGUCAGUGAAUUUUGUUGAAGUAGUUAAAAUAUAAGUGAUCUGGUAGGAAUAUAAAAUUAUUUUCUAAUAAAAUCAUACUGCACUCCCAUCAAAUAAGCAGAAUUCUAGUAAUAUCUUAGGGAUUUUUGAAGGUGAGUUAGACUGUAUUUGGCAUAGAAUUUGAAAACGUAACUUGAAUGUAAAUAUGCUACAAAAUGAUGAAUGUAUACUUAGAAAUACUUUUUUGGUCAAUGCCAAAUACCUGUUAUAAAUGAACCUUGAAAAGUACAUUCCUCCUUUGCACAAUAAAAUUUCUUUAUAAAACUCAUGGUUUUGCUCUUCCACGAUAACAAACUGCUCUAAAGAUUAGGAGUCAUUUCCUUGUUAUCACAGGUGUCAAUAUUUUUCUGUAUUUUGUUUAUAAUUUUAUUUUUUAAAUAAAAAGUUUAUAAAGAUGAA